CCGCAAUCGGUGUCUCUAACUGUGUAGGUACAGUUAUCAUCCGCAGCUAUCCGGGCUCACGGCAACUGCACCUCAUCCCAUUCGAAACCUGGAAGAUGAGGGCACCUCCCGUUGCCGAGGAGCAGCCGCCGGUACAUGCACAAGUUGGCUCGCCAGAGUACCAGGAAGAAGCCGAGACUGCCACUCACAGUAUUCAGAGCAUCCAGAGUAUUAAUCAUCAAGACUCUUCGGCAUCCGACACGGUUCUUCAGCCGCCCGCCGAAUUGAUUGACGAAAAGGCCAACAGCGAAGAUAGUGACGAAGACGAAGGCGAAGACCUUGAAGGGGCCACAGACAAGGACGAGGGGUCGUACUACUGGAAUGCAUCGACCAUGGCACCGCUGAAUGCAGCAUCGGCGGCCGCCAUUGCCCGUCUGAGGGCCUACAAGCCACCGCCCUUUCCGCUCUGGGACCGCCUCCCGCUCAGUCGCCGCGCCGCCGUCUUGAUGCUCCUGUACGCCGACCGCCGCGGCGACCUGCGCGUCGUCAUCACCAUGCGCGCCGCCAGCCUGCGCAGCUUCUCGGGCCACGCCGCCCUUCCGGGAGGCAAAGCUGACACCCUCCAAGAAACGCCAUACCAAAUUGCCCGCCGCGAGGCCUGGGAAGAGAUCGGCCUCCCCCUCGACGACUCUAAACUGCCACCGCCUUUUCGCAUUGAACACCUCUGCUAUCUGCCCAUGAACCUUGCCCGCACAGAGAUCGUCGUUCGCCCGUGUGUCGCUCUCCUCCACACGGGCGACACCACGGUUAUCAACCCAGCCCCAGCCACUAACCGCUCGAGUUCCUCUUCUUCCUCUUCCUCCCUCUCCAGUUCCACCCCCGCCGCCGCCCGGUCCUCGCCCACGGUGGACGAAUCUCUCAUUCCACGCCUGGAUGCCAAGGAAGUAGCCGCCGUAUUCUCGGCGCCCUUCCACAACUUCUUGCGCGCAACCGAUGAAGUGCCCCCGUCCAAGUCGGGCAGGAAGAAACUGCCCCCGGGACCGUGGUACGAAGGCAGCUGGACGACGUGGCACGACUCACAGUGGCGCAUGCACUUCUUUUACGUCCCCGUCACUGACCAGAUGGUGGUCAAGCCCCGCGUGCGGGAGGGCGGGUUAGCCGCGCUGUCGGAGCACGAGGCGGACGAUCACCGGGACGGGCGCGGCGGCAGCAACAAGGACAACGACAACAACAAAGGAUUGGAAAGGUAUAAGGUCUGGGGAAUGACGGCGCGAAUCUUGGUCGAUGCGGCGACGGUGGCCUACGGCGAGGAGCCCGAGUUCGAGCACAACCAGCACUUUGGGGACGAGGCCCUGAUCGAGAAGCUCGCGCGAGAGGGGAGGUUGGGCGAAAAGAAACGCACGGGCAGCCUCCUGGUCUCGGAAGAUCUGAAGAAGGUGCGGGAGGCGGUUCAGGAGGCCGGGGAGAGAGGAAAAGAAACGGAAAAGGGGAAGGGGGAGGCGAGCAAGAUGUGAGCCUAUAUAAUGCGGAAACGUGUUGGAUAUGAGUGCUAGAUUUGCCCCUCCCUGGCUUAAUAGACGGAGGAUGAUAGAUAACAGGCGGUCUGUGGUCAGAACAAAGUUAGGGUGGGGUGUGGUUCUGCCUCCUCAUCCCCUU
Molecule: messenger RNA, 1635 nt
Organism: Thermothelomyces thermophilus ATCC 42464
Lineage: Eukaryota; Fungi; Ascomycota; Sordariomycetes; Sordariales; Chaetomiaceae
Exons: 4
Coding region: 96-1493 (465 amino acids)
Biological process (GO): coenzyme A catabolic process
Molecular function (GO): acetyl-CoA hydrolase activity; coenzyme A diphosphatase activity
Source: RefSeq, a predicted model, not a curated record